AUGAUGGUCAACUUCGUUCCUCUGGUUCUAGUGAUGGGGCUCAUGUCCGCUUCUGUUCCAGCAGCAAGGCAGUUCGUUUGUCAACCCGGGGGGGGAGAAGUGACCAAGCCGGACUGCUUCACCGCAAUCCAAGCUCUCCUCCUAAGCCAGAAACCGUGCAACGGCAAACUGGUGAUAACUACGGGCGGCGUCACGGCAAAGCACGGAACCUGCUGUACGACGCUGUACUUUGAUACCACGGGCCAUCCCGGGCAAACGUCGGUGGCUCACAGUAUCGAUUACCUAGGAUCGGAGAUUGCCAAAGGCAUUGCUCGAUGCCAGAGGGGUGCUGUUUUCUUUGACAGCGGUGCGGUUCUCGUGCAUAACCAUGAGCAAUGCGGAGGAGGACCCUACGUCGGCAAGCGAGCAGGAGGAGCCAGCAUUCCAGCCCGGGCUGGGUCUGUCUCUGUUGAGGAUGAAGAUGACGUCUCCGAGUUCCAGCGUCGUGAGGCCGAGGGUGAAGAAGGCGUGCUCAUUGCAUCUCGAGAGACAUCCCUCCAAGCACGUGCCGGCAUCGACCUCUGCAGUCGAAGGGCACCUACAGGGGCAACAAUCGCGGUCGAUCUGCUCGAUAGUGCCUUCAAACUAGUGCGCACCUCAAGUGGAUCUGGAGGCGCAAGGACCUUGACCGCGUCAUUCAUACAAGGAGUAUGGUCAAGUAUGUUCCUUCGUUUCAAGGACAACCAAGGCAACGGCAACCACAACCGGCUGCGGUAUUACUACAAUGGCGACACCUUCUACUACAUCAUGGUUGCCACGUCCGGGUACUACUGGUCAACGGUGGGGGCAGUCAUCGGUGAGCGAGCCAUGGACGAGAUUUUUCACAAGGUCGUCUCGGAUGCCGCCUCCACGGGUUUCGCCUCGAUAACCUAUUAUCUUGUCAAUGAGUCUUCAGGGGCUGAGAUGGUCAAAUUCAUGAUACAAAAUGUAGAUUAG
Ilyonectria robusta is the source of this 975-nucleotide messenger RNA. RefSeq lists its product as uncharacterized. NCBI's taxonomy places the organism in Eukaryota, Fungi, Ascomycota, Sordariomycetes, Hypocreales, Nectriaceae. The record is from RefSeq and is a predicted model, not a curated record. Bases 1 to 975 code for a protein of 324 amino acids. The transcript has a single exon.